CGGCAGUUGGGUAGAGUGGUUGUGUCGAAACGUUUCGUGAUCGUUUCUUUCGAGUGUAAGAUAAUCUUCGUAGCUGUUAUUGUCCGGCAGUGAUUUGCCACCAGCUGAGAGAAUGAAUGACUCAAAAGAUGAAAAAGAAGAAAUUUCUGAAUCAAAUCAAACUAUUUUUCCAAAUCUGAGCGAUGCUGACUUGAGGCGGCUAGGACUUUGGGUUCAGUCGCCUAGUGAAGACAACAGUGAAUCUCUCAUUGGAGAGGAAAAUAUAGAGAGCAAAUAUACUUCUCUAGUCCUUGCCUUUAAGACUGACAAAAUGACUCUGACGCGAAGACUCGAGCUUCAAAACAAAUUGAGGGACCAGGCUGAGAUCAAUAUGACGCACGAAGUGGAAGCUUUAAAAGCCGCUGUCGAUUUAUUGAACAAUUUAUGUACAGAUAUUGAAAGAAAUGAUUUAUUUGAAAAAAUCCGACACACAAUUGAAGCAUUAUAUAAUUCUGCUCUCAGGGUCUCGAGCACAGCAGAAAUUUACGGUGCUGUGCAACAAGAAAAUCGUCUCUCUAAAGCCAUCGAUAUUAUUUUAAAAUAUGUUGAAAAUUUGAAACAUUUAUAUGAAAAAGAGAAAAAUGAACAUGAGGAAACAAGAAAACUAUUGAGAGAAAGCAAGACUCCAGCAACUACGCCAACGGAAAACAGUAAGAGGAGGGCGAGCAUUGCAACUUUACAUCAGCGACAAAUUCAAACUGAAGUUAUCUCUACCUCAGGUGAGAGACGAGGGAGCUCUUCAAGAAGGGGAUCUCAACUACGAAGAUCAACAUUGACUAAAAAUGAUUCCCAAAACGAAAUAUUAAGAAAUAAUGGUAAUGAAGGAGAAUCUUUUGAUAAGAUAUUUGAGGGAUGUGAAACUUGUGGGUCAAGACUAAAAUCUGAACAGGACAGUAAUACCUCUCAUCCUAAUAGCUCAGAUGAAUCUUCGGCAGAAGAGCCUCGAGUUCUUAAAAGAGGUACAAGUUUUAAGGAAGAAGGGAAUGUUGCUAGAAGAAGUACACCUAGGCACAAAUUUAGAAAAAGGUCCUCCUUCACAUCACCAUUAUGGUUACAGAAGAUGUCGAAAUAUUGGCAUUGGUUAAGACCUUACGAAGACUAUGCACUUCAAGUUCGUUAUUUCAUAGCCUCCUUGUUCGUCUUGGCUGCAUUUUUCGUCAUGGGUGCCAGUUUUUUUCAAAGUGUCGAAGCUUAAUGCCUUAAAACAGAACAAAAAUCCAAGACACUUUUGUGAAAUAAAUAAAAUUUAAUGACAAUAAUCACUUGUGUAUAUGCAUAUUAAAAAUUGACGCAGCUCAUCACUUACAACUAUAAGAAUUCUAAUUACUGUCCCUUUUCUUAUUUUAAGUCAAUUAGUUUUCAUAAUUAUUAUUUCUUUAACACCCAAAUGCUGUAUUUAUGAGUUAUAUAAAAUAAGAAAACUCAAUUCCAAAGAACAUACACUUUUUAAUAUGCUCUGCCAUUUGGUUAAUAUGUCUUUUGAAUAAAACCUUCCAACACAAAUUUAGAAGCAUUAAAUUGGAAAGUAGAUCCCUGGGCUUCCUUUAUCGGGAAAUCUAUUUUUAAACAAGCAUCGAGUACAUAAUCAAUAUCUCGUUUGGAAUGGGUUUGUUCUCUUCACAAAUGUAAUCAACAGCAAUCAUAUGUCAGAAAAGUGUGUGAAGAAGAUAUGAAUGGUACUUCGUUCCAUGUGCCAAUUAUGAAUGUCCAUUUUUUAUAUUAAUUUUAUGUUAUAAAAUUUAUUUUGGUUUUAAUGUAUUUCCUAAAUAAAGCUAUUUAUAUGUAUAUAAAUGAAGAUAUGGAACAUUUAAUAUAACCUUUAUUAUGAUUACUGUCUGAAUGUAGUUUAGAAUAUUUUAAAUUACAUAGAUUGUAUGUAAUCAAGAGUCCAAAAUGUUUUGUAGCCAAAGAAAUUAUAUAUACCUAUACCAAUCAGCAAUAUAUGAAUUGUUCGAAUGUCGUUGCUUUGGUUGUUGUGAUAAUAUACCUAUUAUGACGUGAUCAUUUUAUACAUGUUAUUGUUAUUUCAAAGUUACAGGUUAAAGUAGAUAGCUCCUCUUAAUCCGUGUGGACCAAUAUAACUGAUAAUACAUGAUAGAGUACUUAAAAAUACAUGUCUGAUAACUGUAAAUUAUAUGCAUUGAUAAGUACAGUGAAAUUCCUCUGCAGUAAGAAAUAAUUAUUUUAAUGGUGGAAAUCUUAUUUAAUACUUCUUUGAUUUAAUAAAUUAUUCAGGAAGUUAUUUAAUUCAUUCAUAUUUACUUUCAUAUUUUCCUUUUAAUUAAAAAAAAAAAACUUCCUUUGAUUGACAACUUUUUGGUCCUUACCAAAAUUUUCAAAUUUAUCUCCUUUAAAAGAGACUUACUUGGUCAGUAUUUUAAAAUAAAAAAUAAAACAUAUUUUUGUAUUUUGUAUUUUAAAAAGUAAAAUGUAAAAGACAUUGUAACUGUAUUUUCUUUUUAAAAUACAAAAAAGUAUUUGUAUUUUAUUUCCAAGAAACUGAAAUACAAAAAAUGUAUUUUAUUUUGUAUUUUAAAUACACUAAAUAAAUAGAGUAGGUUCUUUGUAUUGUACGGUGAUCAGGCAUCAGAAAAUAUUUUGUAUUUAUAUUUUAUCUUUUUGUGAUUCAAAUAUAAAAUACUUUUAGUAUUUGCACUUUGUAUUUGAAAUACAUUUUCUGAAAACAAUUUAAAUACUUUGUAAUUAAAAUACAGUGUAUUUUAAAAACAAAAAUACAUGGUAUUUUAAAUACUGUAUUUUAAAAUAAUAUUUAAAAUGUAUUUUGCCCAGGUCUGCUAUAAAACCGUUAAUAUGUCAAAAGAAUGUAUAUUUAUUUUAAUAUUUAAAUUUACAUUGCCAACAAUCUUUCUUAUAUUUUUAACAAUUUAAAUAACUGCUUAAACAAUUUUCCUUUUUUUUAUAACAGACGGAAAAUCCAUUCUCAUUAAUGAACUUAUUUAUUUUUUUUUAAUUUUGUAUUGUUAACUUAAAAACAUUAUCUGUGUUCUGCCCUUACAAUUCUUUCACUUUUCCUCUGUUGUAAAACAAUCCACGAUUUAUUUCUAUAAUUAUUAAUAAUCAUUAUUUAGUUGCUCUAAUUUUAAUCCAUGUUUUAUUUCUUUAUUACCAAAUAAAUUUGUUAAUAAGUAAACUUUCACAAUCAUACUGUGUUUUUACAAUUGUCUCUAGUCGUUUGUCUAAACUAUACCGUAGUUUAUCAAUACUCCACAAAUUCCUUUCAUUUAAUUUUCUAUCUGUUUUAUCUAGUUUUAAUUGUUUUUAUUAAUAAAAAAAUUAUUAAUUGCUCAUUAUUAUCUUUUUUAUUUUUAUUUCAUCAAUAAUGUUGAAAAAAUGCGUUUUUAUAUUUUUUAAAGCUGUUUUAGAAUUAACCACCCUAAUUAUAUUUAUAGUUAUGUAAACAAUUCUAAAUUUUACUUAAUUUUAUUGCUUUUUGCAAUAUUUAAACAAUUCAAAUUACAAAACAAAAGAAGAUAAAUUUUGAAACAUUCAAUAUUAUAAAUAACACAUUUAAUAUUUUAUUUUCUCUAAGGAAUCGAUUUUUCGAAGAAAAUCAAUUUUUCUUAUAUUUAAAUUGUAAUUCCAAUGUGUGCCAUUGUUGUGAUAAUUUUAUUUUUUUAUUUUGGAUUUAUAUCUUGUAAUAUGAAUUAAAUUAAAUGCAUUUAUUUAAAGGAGUAAAUAAUUAAUUGAGUUUCAUAGACCCUUAUCUUCAGCUACAUAUAAGAAUAAAUUUUAAGAGGGAUUUCUCUGUAUACGAAUACAUAUGUACUUACUGUGAAUUACAUGUAUUUUUAAUACAUACUUAUUACUGAAGCUCAUUAAAAGCAUUUGCCAAUAAUAAGAUUUAUUAUAUUAUGAAAAUAAACUGUAGAAAAUGUAGUGCCCUAGGAAAAUCCCCAAGAUAAAUGAAGGGGAAUUGGUCUUUCAAUUUUAAUAGUUACCAUAAACAAAAUAGUUGGUAUUUAUAAUAUGCAUUUGAAAAAUGGAAAUCUUAGCUAAGUUAAGUAAUCUCUUAGUCUAAAUUACAUAGUAUUAAAAAUGUUCAAUAUCAAUUAUAAGUAAAAGUCUUUAAUGAAGUAAGGUCCCAUGAUUACUGAUUUUUUAUUUUAAAAAUAUGGUAUCUAAAAAGAGAAACAUUAUGCUAUAAUUAUUCUGAAUUUUAUUGAUUGUAAAUAAGUGAUAUUGUAUUGCUACUGAAAAUGUUUAUAAUUAAUACAAACAUGUACUGUUUAUUAUAUCUUAAUAUGUUUAUGGUUUAUACCAAAUUAUAUUUUAUAUUUCUACCUAAUAUUGUUAUGUAGUUAUUUAUAAUUAUAAUUGUAUAUAUGAAUCAAACUUAAAAAUUGUUGACUGUUUUAUUUUAUUACUACUAUAAUUUUUUUUUUUAGAGUAUUUAAAAUUGUAUACAUCUGUCUAUUGUACUUAAAUGUAAUUAAAAAAAAAUCAAAG
Nezara viridula (southern green stink bug) is the source of this 4506-nucleotide messenger RNA. The record is from the annotation of a GenBank genome assembly. NCBI's taxonomy places the organism in Eukaryota, Metazoa, Arthropoda, Insecta, Hemiptera, Pentatomidae.